Messenger RNA from Aspergillus calidoustus, 1146 nucleotides. The record is from the annotation of a GenBank genome assembly. Lineage: Eukaryota; Fungi; Ascomycota; Eurotiomycetes; Eurotiales; Aspergillaceae.
AUGGCAAAUUUACCGGCUCACGCCUCUCCAUCACUGCACGCUCUGCCGACCUCAACGCAACCGGUCAACAACAUACAGCUUUCUCCAACGAGCCAUCCAUAUGAUACUACCCCGGCGAAUUCCGCGAGUGAAACCAAUAGUAUAUCAGACGGUGAUAAUGCGACAACAGGAGUGCCUCCGAUUGUCUCUCCCCCGGCUACUCCAGGCGGAACAAUCCCCCACACUCAUAUCAGCCACCCAAAACUCAUCGAACGACUCCCCGAAGUAGAAUGCAUUGUACGCGCUCGGAUCCCGACGACGACUGGAGCUGAGAUGUUCCUACAUCUCUAUCACAACGACAUCGACAAGAAGGAGCACCUUGCAAUUGUGUUUGGAAAUACAAUCAGGAGUCGGAGCUUAGACCGGGUGCGACCCGGAGAGUGCGAACGAGAUCGAAUGAUUCGUGGUGCUUAUGUGGGUAAACUGCAUCCAGGUCGUGAGAGCAGCUGGUACGAAAACCCGGCUAAGCGGGGAACAACCGGACAUAAUGAGGGGGGCGCUGUACAUGAGUCAGAGGUGAUUUCAGAACGGCCGAGUGAAGCACCACUUGUACGGAUUCACUCUGAGUGCUAUACAGGAGAGACAGCUUGGUCAGCCCGUUGUGACUGCGGAGAACAACUAGACGAGGCAGCUCGGUUGAUGUCAUUACCUAUGGGAACCUUGAAUGAGAUUGCUUCUCAGCAAUCAAGGACCGUGCCGAACAAUGUCUCCGGUGGUGUUAUCAUCUACCUUCGUCAAGAGGGCCGCGGGAUCGGCCUUGGAGAGAAAUUGAAAGCAUACAACUUGCAAGACCUGGGAAAUGACACAGUGGAAGCCAAUCUUGCAUUGAAUCACCCUGCCGACGAUCGAAGUUAUGGACUAGCGACGGCGAUGCUCGUUGAUUUGGGUCUGGGAGUUGAUUCAAACCCGCAUGGCAUCCGCCUUCUCACCAAUAAUCCCGACAAGGUUAGGGCAGUUGAGGGGCCAGGGCGUGAGGUGGUGGUGAAGGAGAGAGUACCGAUGGUGCCGCUGUCAUGGCAGACUGGGGGCAAAAUGGGCUUCACAAGCUCCGAAGUGGAGGGCUAUCUGCGGACGAAGAUCUCCAAGAUGGGCCAUAUGAUUCAGUAA